UUAAUUUCAGAUGGCAGAUGUUGCACUGAGGAUCACAGAAACAGUGGCACGACUGCAAAAAGAACUGAAAUGUGGAAUUUGCUGUUCAACAUACAAAGAUCCAAUUCUGUCCACAUGUUUCCAUAUUUUCUGUCGUUCUUGCAUUAACGCUUGCUUCGAACGAAAACGAAAAGUUCAAUGCCCAAUUUGUAGAAGUGUACUGGAUAAGCGAAGUUGUCGAGAUACUUAUCAAAUUACAAUGGCUGUGCAGAACUAUUUAAAGCUAUCAGAAGCAUUUAAAAAAGAUAUUGAGAAUAUGAAUACGUUCAAGUCACUGCCGCCAGAGAAAAUGUUCAUGGAAAGUCAAAUGCCGCUGGAUAUCACGAUUAUUCCAGAGAAUGAUGGAAAACGAUGCGCUCCAGAUUUUGCUAUACCUUUUUUGCCAGUGCGCCGAAAGCGACCGAGUCGACCACAACCGCCGAGCGCAUUCGCCGAGGAGCCUGCAGAACCGGUAGAACCGCCAGAACCAGCCACAAAACAACCUGUAGAGCUCCAAAGUCGAGUAUUCCCGCUGGAAAAAUUGAAAAAAGACGUGGAAACCUCUACAGAAACGUAUAAAAUAUCAAGAGAAGAACUGAAAAAUGUUGAUAUUGAAGAAUACAUAAAUACCCUCCGAGAAAAUUCGACAGAGAUUGAUGAAAUCGAUGCACUUUUCCAAUUAAUGCCGACGAUGCGACAAUUUCUUCGAAAUAAUAUCAAUCAGCUAAUGGAGAAAUUCCAUGUGGCGCCACCGAAAAAAUCAGAGAAACCAGCGAAUCGAAGAGUAUCCUUUGCGAGUUCUCAAGAUCUUGAAAACAUAAAAAUUAUGACAGCUUCUGAAUCGCUGGAAACUCCUCCUGAGCCAAUCCAAAAACUAGCCCAAAAGCCUGAAGUUUUCAAAAGUACUCAAAAUUUGAUCGAUUUGAAUCUAAAUACUGCAGUGAAAAAGCCAGUGGUCGUAGCAUCAGAUGAUGAUGAAGUUGUAGAAGAUUCUGAAGGAGAACUACAAAUUGAUGAAGAUGAUCUGGCAAAUGUUACCUGUGCUACAAGUUCAACUACCCUUGACGCCGACCGUACACCGAAAGCAAUUCAAGAUGACGAAGAUCGAAUCGACGAUGAGUUGUCACAAGUACCAAAAACAAUUGUUUGCUCGAGAAUUCAUAAUGAUGCGGACGAAGAACUUCUCAGCGAUUUCUAUCACAAAUUCUUGUCAAAUGCGUGCCGAUUUGCGGAGGAUGUGAAUGAGCACACGACUCAUUUGGUGAUGAUGAAUAGUGAAGGCCGUUCAAUUUCUCAAAAAUCCACAGCAUAUCUCUAUGCAAUUGCUCGAAAAUGCGUUAUUGUAGGACGUCAAUGGCUUGUAGAUUGUAUAACAACGGGUCUUUUACUGUCUGAGGCAGACUACACGAUAACGUCAUGUUCUUCAACAAUUCCUGUAAAAAUACCACCGUCAAUUGGCUCCGAAAUGGGAUGGCUCAGAUCGAGAAACGAUGAACAUGGAAAAUUAUUUGCGGGACGACGAUUCAUGAUUCUCAGGAAAUUUACGAUGAAUCCGUAUUUUGAUUAUAAGCAACUAAUCGAGCUUGUCCAACAAUGCGGAGGAGAAAUUCUGAGUUGCUACGAGAAUCUGUCACCUGAAAAACUCUACAUAAUCUUCUCAAAACACUCAAAAGCAAUUGAAGAAUCAAAAAAUAUCGAGAAUCUGUAUAAAUGUGAUGUGGUGACAAUGGAAUGGGUAUUGGACAGUAUCAGUGAAUAUUUAAUUCUACCCACUCAACCUUACAAAGCUGUCGAUUCGAUAGGCUGCCUGCAGGAUUAAUUUUCCAUUUCUUCUUCUUCUUUCUUUGUUCUGUUUUUAAGUGUAUUUUACGGCAAUUUUUAUAAUUUUUUUUGCUUAUUGACAGUUUAUCUAUGUCAAAUUUAUCAAGAUUGAAAUUUUAUUUUUAUUCAAAAAA
Messenger RNA from Caenorhabditis elegans, 1973 nucleotides. It is a transcript of the gene brc-1, whose product is annotated as RING-type E3 ubiquitin transferase BRCA1. The coding region runs from base 11 to 1837 and encodes 608 amino acids. Gene Ontology annotation, molecular function: metal ion binding; ubiquitin protein ligase activity. Gene Ontology annotation, cellular component: nucleus; cytoplasm; chromosome. Gene Ontology annotation, biological process: DNA repair; DNA damage response; protein ubiquitination. The transcript is spliced from 10 exons. NCBI's taxonomy places the organism in Eukaryota, Metazoa, Nematoda, Chromadorea, Rhabditida, Rhabditidae. The record is from RefSeq and is marked reviewed.